UGUCUAUUUAAACUUAACUUUAAUCUUUAAAGUGCUGGAAAUAUAUGGAGCUGGUAACUUUUUUUUUUUUUUUUUUUACAAAUUAUGGUCAAAUUCACCCUGUUUUCUUGGUUUUAUCCUCCAGGUCCACCGGUGAACGUCACCUGUAACAUCUUCAUCAACAGCUUUGGCUCCAUCACAGAGACCACCAUGCAGAACAGUGCGACUAUCGGAGACCAGUCGUUCACUGGCACACUGCGGGACUACAGGUUAAAUGUGUUCCUGCGACAGAAAUGGAACGACCCUCGUCUAGCCUACAAUGACUUUCCAGAUGACUUCCUAGACCUGGAUCCGUCCAUGUUGGAUUCCAUCUGGAAACCGGAUCUUUUCUUUGCAAACGAGAAAGCAGCUAAUUUCCACGAGGUCACCACUGAAAACAAGCUGCUGAGGAUCUUCAAAGAUGGGACGGUUCUGUAUAGCAUCAGGCUGACUCUAACCCUCUCCUGUCCUAUGGACUUGAAGAACUUUCCCAUGGAUAUUCAGACCUGUACCAUGCAAUUAGAAAGCUUUGGUUACACCAUGCACGACAUCAUCUUCGAGUGGCUGCCCCAGAGUCCAGUUCAGGUGGCCGACGACCUUCAGCUGCCACAGUUUUUACUUAAAGAUGAAAUGGAUUUGGGAUACUGCACCAAGUAUUACAACACAGGUAAAUUCACCUGUAUUGAAGUAAAAUUCCACCUGGAACGUCAGAUGGGUUAUUACUUGAUCCAGAUGUACAUCCCCUCCCUUCUCAUUGUCAUCCUCUCCUGGGUCUCCUUCUGGAUCAACAUGGAUGCCGCUCCUGCCAGAGUGGGCCUGGGGAUCACCACGGUGCUGACCAUGACCACGCAGAGUUCUGGAUCCAGAGCCUCACUGCCAAAGGUGUCCUAUGUGAAGGCCAUUGACAUCUGGAUGGCCGUGUGUCUUCUCUUUGUCUUUGCUGCUCUGCUGGAGUACGCUGCUGUGAACUUCGUGUCCAGGCAACAUAAGGAAUUCAUCAGGCUGAAGAAGAAGCAGCGGCAGAAGAGAAUAGAAGAGGAACUGAUUAGGGACAGCCGUGGUUUUUACUUUCGAGGUUAUGGACUGGGUCACUACCUGCAUAACAAGGAUGGCGUCGCUGUGGAGGGAGCCUCCGUGUUUGCUCCACCGCCAAUAGUCACAGACCCCGUAGACGAUGAGGAGGAACUCCGUAAGCGCUUCGUGGACCGGGCGAAACGCAUCGACACCGUCUCCAGAGCCGUCUUCCCUCUGACCUUCCUCAUUUUCAACAUCCUCUACUGGAUCACCUACAAAGUUCUGAGACACGAGGACAUCCAUGCCAGUUUGUAAAAAAAA
Molecule: messenger RNA, 1353 nt
Organism: Cynoglossus semilaevis (tongue sole)
Lineage: Eukaryota; Metazoa; Chordata; Actinopteri; Pleuronectiformes; Cynoglossidae
Gene: glra4a
Product: glycine receptor, alpha 4a
Exons: 8
Coding region: 85-1347 (420 amino acids)
Biological process (GO): monoatomic ion transmembrane transport
Cellular component (GO): plasma membrane
Molecular function (GO): glycine binding; transmitter-gated monoatomic ion channel activity; transmembrane signaling receptor activity
Source: RefSeq, a predicted model, not a curated record